Molecule: messenger RNA, 4008 nt
Organism: Sebastes umbrosus (honeycomb rockfish)
Lineage: Eukaryota; Metazoa; Chordata; Actinopteri; Perciformes; Sebastidae
Product: RAC-beta serine/threonine-protein kinase-like
Exons: 14
Coding region: 258-1700 (480 amino acids)
Biological process (GO): protein phosphorylation
Molecular function (GO): ATP binding; protein serine/threonine kinase activity
Source: RefSeq, a predicted model, not a curated record
UUAACCUUUCACAUCUCGCGAGACUUCCUCGCGGUUUGAGCGUUCCCUUCUAGCCACAUCUCGUUUGUUCCCGUGUGGAUGGCCUGCUCUGGAUCUAACCUGUCACAACUGACCUGAAAACGAGAGCAACGUGGGAUAAAGUCAGUGAAAUCAGGUGCUGUUUUGAUAACUGUAACUGAGAUUUGAAAGGGCCAAGAGAGAAAUCCACUGUUCCCCUCCCCGACCUUCCUGACCCUCUCUGAAACACAUCUCUCACCAUGAAUGAAGUUAAUGUAGUCAGAGAGGGCUGGCUUCACAAAAGAGGUGAAUAUAUCAAAACAUGGAGGCCCAGGUAUUUCAUUCUGAAGAGUGACGGUUCUUUCAUCGGCUACAAGGAGAAGCCCGAUUUAAACGACCAGAUUUCACCACCACUCAACAACUUCUCAGUCGCAGAGUGCCAGUUAAUGAAGACUGAAAGACCCCGGCCCAACACAUUUGUCAUUCGCUGCCUACAGUGGACCACUGUCAUUGAACGCACCUUUCAUGUGGACAGCAAUGAGGAGAGAGAGGAGUGGAUGCGGGCAAUCCAGUCAGUGGCAAAUAGUCUGAAGAUGCGGGAACAGGAGGAUGAGGAACCAAUGGAUAUGUUCGGCUCACCCAGCGAAAGCAGCCUGGAGGAGAUGGAGGUGUCGCUGUCCAAGCUCCGCUCCAAAGUGACAAUGAGUGACUUUGAAUACCUGAAGCUGCUCGGGAAGGGGACAUUUGGGAAGGUGAUUCUGGUCAAAGAGAAGGCCACCGGAGUACAUUAUGCCAUGAAAAUACUACGCAAAGAGGUCAUCAUAGCUAAGGAUGAAGUGGCCCAUACGGUUACAGAGAGCAGAGUGUUGCAAAACACACGACACCCCUUCCUCACGACACUGAAGUAUGCCUUCCAAACCCACGACCGACUCUGUUUUGUAAUGGAAUACGCCAACGGAGGCGAGCUCUUCUUCCACCUGUCACGGGAACGGGUGUUCACAGAAGACCGGGCACGCUUCUACGGCGCUGAGAUCGUGUCGGCGCUCGAGUACCUCCAUUCACGUGACGUUGUUUACCGUGAUCUGAAGCUGGAGAAUCUGAUGCUGGAUAAAGACGGCCACAUCAAAAUCACUGAUUUUGGCCUUUGUAAGGAAGGCAUUACCCCGGAUGCUACCAUGAAAACCUUCUGUGGUACUCCUGAAUAUCUGGCACCUGAGGUCCUAGAAGAUAACGACUACGGCCGGGCGGUUGACUGGUGGGGUCUGGGUGUAGUCAUGUAUGAGAUGAUGUGCGGCCGACUGCCUUUCUACAACCAGGACCACGAGCGUUUGUUUGAGCUCAUCCUCAUGGAGGAGAUCCGCUUCCCCAGGAACCUGUCGCCCGAGGCCAAGUCCCUGCUGGCUGGUCUGCUCAAGAAGGACCCCAAACAGAGGUUGGGUGGAGGUUCCGAUGAUGCCAAAGAAGUAAUGAGUCACAAAUUUUUCAUCACCAUCAAUUGGCAGGAUGUGGUACAGAGGAAGCUCACCCCACUCUUCAGACCGCAAGUGACUUCAGAGACAGACACCCGGUACUUUGAUGACGAGUUCACAGCGCAGACCAUCACGCUUACUCCUCCAGACAAGUAUCACAAUCUGGACUGCGAGGACUCCGGCCAGCAAGCACAUUUCCCCCAGUUCUCCUAUUCUGCUAGCAUAAGAGAGUGAUAGCAUCUCUGCCACACACACACACACAAAAACACAUGAGGCAUGAACACCUUGGCCACAUCCUUACAGCUAUAAAAUGACCAGAACCUCCGUCUUCAAUGAGGUUUUAGUCCGUCAGGAUCUAAGUGCCUCGGCUGGCUGCUUUAUUGUUAUAUAGAAACCCCCUUCGUCCACACUACGGACAAAGCCUGGCCACACUGGCUGUACUGUAUCAAACUGGACUUCAGUACCUCACAUAGUCAUCAGCAAAUCUCAACAACACAAUGUCUGUAGCACCUUUGGAUGGCCUAUAAACAACUACUGCUGCUUUUUUCAGACUGUAAACCACCGAUGAUUUUUAACACUGUCUUUUUUAUGGUCUUUAUGGAAGCCAUACAGUUCCUUCAUGAUAUUUCCAAGUGCUCUUCUUCAGAACUAGCUGUUACCACUGGUGAUAGACAGGUUUGUAUAUGAGGGAGGAAGAAGCGGGGCAGUUAGUUGGGUGGUUUUCUGUUCAGUGUGUGUGUGUGGAAUUUUUUCUUUUCUUUUUUUGAGAAAAGGCGGGGCAUCAAAUCCAAACUGAAUGUCAUCAGUUUAGUCCGAGUGAGUCUGUGAGAGCAUGAGGUUUUGUGUGUGUCAAUACAACGCUCGCCUUGAUAUGCAUCAGGAACAACAGAUUCAUUGACAACACAUGAUGAUCAAAGUGUCUCCAUGGAGAAAAGCUUUGAGGGGAAGAUGAGGUGUUGAAGAGAGAGAGAGAGAGGCUGUCCUUUGUAAACUGUAUGCAAUGAAAACAAAUUACUUGUUUAUUCUCUCAUCUCAGAAUUUGAUCUGUCGAGUGUGACACGUCAAGUGUGACACGUCAAUUAAUGGGAAAUUGGGAAUACCUUAAUGCACAAGGUGUAUAUUAUUUUUUAAAACAAGGUUUUUUAAUUCUAACACAUUUUUUUUUUAUCUUUCUCAAUCAGCAAAAUACACACCUUCCAUGUGAUUUCGGAGACUUAAUAAGCACAUAGUGAUUUAAAGAAGACCUCAUUUUUUCUCAGUUGGACCAUGUUCAUAAUGAAAGCUUCCUGGAUUGGUGUCAGUGCUUAUUAUUUUUUAAACAUCUCAUGGAAAUGUGUCUGUUGCACCAAAAAUCUGUGAGAUACCAAAAGCUAGGCGUCAAAUGUCUGGUCAGAUUCAUCAACCUGUUGACUUCUCCUUCUCCCACUGGCCAGAUUUAGACUAUUUAAUUUCGACAAAGUUUUUACACGACUGCAUGCAGACAACAUUUCACAUCGGAGAGCUUUUAUUUUGGUAAAAUGAGAAAAAUAAAUCCUCAAAGUAAGGUAUUAAAGUGCUGUACCUGUACUGAAACUCAGGUGUUGUUUCAGCACUUCUAUUGAGAAAAAAACAGCACCAAACAAUUAAGCGCACUUUCGGAGUACAUGUUAAUAUGUAGAGUGUCAUAAUUUUUUGUAGCAUUCAAAGCUACUUCUGUAAUAUUUCCAAUUCACUCAUACCUACUGUAUGUUAUAACGUGUCUUUGUAGCCUUUCCUUUCCUCAGAUCAUAACCUGCUCAAGAUUUCAAAAGUUUGAAGUUGUGGCUGACAAUUCACAAGUUUUAACGUCCUCCCUAUCGUGUUAUUUGUCAUCUUUUUGUAAAUCUUAUGAUGCUCACAAUGUUCCAGUGUGUUCACACCGCUGCUGCUUUUCAAACUUGACUGUGUCGCUAGAUUUGAUUGGACAUAUCUUAGCUAGAGAGUUAAGAAAUCAUCCAGGGAGCUGUGUAAACCAUGAACAUGGUCCAUUGUGAGAUUUAGUGUUUGAGUGCAAUGGAUGACUUGCAAGGAUGUCUUUUUUAUUGUUUUCAAUUCUUCCCAUCUAUUAUUAAUCGCUGCACAAUAUUAAAUGUUAAGAAGGGGAGGAGCACCGUUAAGAUUUGCAAUACUGGGUGUUAUACUGAACAUGAAAAUGCACCCGGCGUUGUAUUGGUGCUACACUGUUGAGUCACUGGUAAUUAAUAAAGAGCUGGUGCAGACAAACCUGCUCAACUUCCUGUUUUCCACAGAACCUUCUAUCACUUGUGCUGUUUUGAAAUCAUUUCAGUUAUUUUGUUUUUGUUUUUCUGCUGGUUUUACUCCUCGACUUGCUGUUUUCCUCUCAUCCUUCCUGUAUCCUGUACCUCUUACACAGACAGUCUCAAAUUAAGGAAAUUCAUAAUGGUUGAAAGAAAUGUAUGUGUGUUCAGUUACAUAUUCUAUUCAAACAAUUCAUUUCUAUUUGUCUAUGAAUGUAAUUCUGAAAGACAGUGAUCCAAUACACAUUUUUAACUGUCUUAAUACA